Heterobilharzia americana is the source of this 2163-nucleotide messenger RNA. Lineage: Eukaryota; Metazoa; Platyhelminthes; Trematoda; Strigeidida; Schistosomatidae. The record is from the annotation of a GenBank genome assembly.
AUGAGAGUUAGUAUAAUGCGUUCAAUGAUACUUCUAAUCUUUCUACAUCAUUUAAAUGCUGAGGUCAUCAAAAUUCCACUCUAUCCGACGACCAGAGUUAAGUCGAUGCUGGGUCACUACAACGCAUUAUACAAAUGGCUACAUAGAAAAUGGAUGAAUGUUUGGACAGACGAAUACACACCGACGUCCGAGUAUUUGGACAAUUUUGAAAAUUUUCAGUACUACGGUGAGGUGUUUGUUGGGACUCCACCUGAAAAGUUUACUGUCCAAUUCGAUACGGGCUCAACUGAUGCAUGGUUCCCUUCAAGGAAAUGUUGGUUUCUUGAUGUUCCAUGUUGGUUUUUUCGAUUUUAUGACAACUCAAAAUCAUCCACGUAUCAACCGAAUGGUACCAGAUUUGAAGUGAACUAUUUGAUGGGUAGCUUCUCGGGAUUUUGGAGCAUGGAUACAAUCCAGAUAAACUCCCUAGUUAUUAGAAACCAAGCAUUUGGUGAAGUAACAAGCAUAUUCAACACUGAUUUCAUCAGCCAAAAAUACGACGGAAUAAUCGGGAUGUCAUGUAGAAGUGUGUCAAGAUAUGGAAAUAUUCCUUUUUUUCCAAAUAUAAUUGCAACAACAGCUGAGAUGGAUCCAGUGUUUUCGUUCUACUUAAGUCGACGAAAUGGCGCUCCUGUUGGUGGAGAGUUGGUUCUGGGUGGUGUUAAUCCUGAAUAUAUCGAAGGAGAUUUUGAAAACCUAUCUGUUAUUUAUGAAAAUCAAUGGGCUGUGAAGAUGAGAAGAGCAAGCGCAGAGCAGAUCAUCUUGCCUUUACUACCAAAGUUUACUUAAACUAAGCGGAGAGUAUAAUACUUGUAGUCAUAGAUAGAAUGUAUUCAAAGUGACGUCUUUGCAACGGAAAGGUAUCUAGAGAUCUGAAGUGUGUUACACGUAACUCAUAUUGCCAAAUGACUGCUUUAUAAUGGCUAGUUCCUGCAUUCGAUCCUCUCUUAUAUAAGACUGAAUUAUUCACGUGUGUGGUAUUCGGGUGCUAUGAUUGACACGCAUACGUCAAUCUUUUCACCACAUGACAUGAAUUCUUUUACUCUACUGGCAAUGCUGAACAAAUAAACGGAAGUUUCCACCCGGCAUAAAGAUGACAAUAAUAAUAAUUUCCAAAUACUAAAAGUGGUUGGCAAAAAGCUUAUAAAUGAAUUGCUUGGACGAAUGGUGAUUAACCUGCGAUUAACCCUAAAAUUUGUAAUAAUUCCACAACCGAAAAAUACUGAACUUCACAAAUAUAAACAUAGAUCUUAACACAAAAACCAGCAUCUUAAAUGUAAACAUACACACUGGAUACACACACCUCAUAUAACAACCCAGAAUACCUUAGACCAAAGUGAUUUCACGUGUUGUAAUAUAUGAAGAGAAGAGCGCAUUUUAAAAAAAAUACCACACCACACAGUUUCUUAUCAAAUGCAUAUCAAUGCACAUUGUGAUGAAUAACUGUGACUACAAGUGAAACGAAUUUCAGUUACUGGUUUCAAAUGUUUUUCACAUAUUUAGUAUGAAAAUUAAUGGCAUGGAAUUUUGCAAUGAGACAUGUGUGGCUGUCAUAGAUACCGGAACAUCUUUGCUCCUGGGUUCUCAGAAAGUGGCUGACAGAAUCAAUUCCCUACUUGGCGCAACACUCAGUCAUGAUGGAGACUACCUGCUUAAUUGUGAUGCUCUGGAAAAGCUGCCUCCUAUCGAGUUUGUCCUCAGGAAGAGGAAAUAUGUGUUUGAGGCGAAGGACUAUGUAGUUAAGGACUCCGGAUGGUUGUUUUCAAAUUGCCUGUCACCCUUCAGUGGUGAUGACAAUUUACCAGAUGGACUUCUCAUUCUAAUUCCAAAUAUGACGACAAUUAAGCCGACCGACGACCACGGCGGAGAGAUGACAAAUAUCGCCUUCUGAUCUCUGGAGCAUCCCUAAAUUGUGGUGGACGACACCGAAGAAAUAACAUUCAAGUAACCCGUGAUUAUCUAUGACAUUGACAAUACUAUUUUGUGCUAUAACGUAUGACUUUUCACACGCGUGUAUCGUAAAAUCCAUCUUUCUUGUAAACUAUAUGUAGUUUGUCAUUUUGGUUUACUUGACAUUCUUUGGGUCCACUGCAGAACUUAAUUGAAUACCAUUUACUGCCCACG